Messenger RNA from Psilocybe cubensis, 1461 nucleotides. RefSeq names its product Carboxypeptidase Y-like protein A. The record is from RefSeq and is a predicted model, not a curated record. Gene Ontology annotation, cellular component: fungal-type vacuole. Bases 1 to 1461 code for a protein of 486 amino acids. Gene Ontology annotation, biological process: proteolysis. Gene Ontology annotation, molecular function: serine-type carboxypeptidase activity. NCBI's taxonomy places the organism in Eukaryota, Fungi, Basidiomycota, Agaricomycetes, Agaricales, Agrocybaceae. The transcript is spliced from 11 exons.
AUGGUCUUUCGUAGUCUCUGUCGAGUCUUAGCUAUCUGUGCAACUGUAUCUCUGGCUGCAGCUUAUCAUGGUUCUGAACAAGCCAAGUUUACUGUCGCCUCUCAGGCUGGCACGGCUUCCUACAACUACAAUUCGUCCGAAGCCCAAUCUCUUCAUUUGUCGUCAAUCGGCUCAACAGACUUUACAACCCUUUCUCACCCUGCGUUUCCGAAUACUCGCAUUCGCGUGAAGAAAACCAACUUUUGCGAUUCUACUGUCAACGUCUUCACAGGAUACCUAGACGUCGACGCCGGUGCUAAACACAUGUUCUUCUAUUUCUUCGAGAGUCGACGCGAUCCUGAGAAAGAUGAUGUUAUAAUGUGGAUCAAUGGAGGUCCUGGAUGCUCUUCUGCGACGGGCUUGUUAAUGGAAUUGGGUCCAUGCAGCAUUGACAUGCAGAAUAAUUCAUCUAAUGGCACAGUGUGGAAUCCAUACUCCUGGAACUCGGAGGCGAAUAUUUUCUUUUUAGAUCAACCCGUUGGAGUCGGAUUUUCCUAUGCAGACUAUGGAGAAACCGUCGAGACAACAGAAGAUGCUGCCAAAAAUGUCCAUGCCUUCAUUACCAUCUUUUUCGAUACAUUUACUCAGUUUUCUGGAAGACCUCUGCAUCUGUCGGGCGAAUCGUAUGGCGGCCGGUAUCUUCCUGUUUUUGCCAGUGAAAUAUACGACAAAAACCAGAUCGCUCUCCGAGAAGGGGGAUCAAUUAUUAAUCUGCAAAGUGUCCUUAUUGGAAAUGGAAUCACCGAUAUCUCAACCCUCUACCAAGGUCGAUACGAAGUUGAAUGUGGCACUGCGUCUCUACCUGUUCCUUUCCAAUCCAUAUCAACAUGCGUAAGGAUGAAAACUGCGCUACCACGUUGCCAGAAAGCGAUGCGUCAGAGCUGUGUAGACCGGUUUGACUCCAUAAACUGUCAAGCAGCUGUCAAUUUUUGUGAUAGCGAACUCUCCACUGCGAUGCAUGCAUCAGGGAGAAACGUGUAUGACAUAACGAAGCCAUGCGAAGGCGAGCUCUGCUAUAGAGAAAUGAAUGUCAUUAAGACAUAUCUCAACCUCCCCGAGACACAAGAGCUACUAGGAGUUGAAAGCCCUUACAAUUUUGAAGCUUGCUCACGGGUUGUUGGGCAAAAUUUUGCAGCGCAUUUGGACAAAUGGGCCGUACACACCCAAGAUUAUGUUGCCAACUUGCUUGAUCGUGGUGUCCGUGUACUUAUAUACGCUGGCACAUAUGAUUGGCAAUGCAACUAUAUCGCCAACCAACUGUGGGUCGACAAACUUGAAUGGAGCGGACAAGCAUCGUACGCCGACGAAGAAUGGCGCGACUGGACUGUUGACGGUGUCAAAGCAGGCGAGGUGAAAGAGACGCCUCUACUCACCUUCGCUACCAUCAGAGGGGCGGGGCAUAUGAUGAGUAUCUUUUUAUAG